Protopterus annectens (West African lungfish) is the source of this 261-nucleotide messenger RNA. Its product is annotated as membrane-spanning 4-domains subfamily A member 8-like. Gene Ontology annotation, cellular component: membrane. NCBI's taxonomy places the organism in Eukaryota, Metazoa, Chordata, Ceratodontiformes, Protopteridae. The record is from RefSeq and is a predicted model, not a curated record.
CCAGCAUUAAAGGCUAUAAUGGUGAUUUUCUGCUUGCUGGAAGACUGCAUCGCUGUUUCACUGUCUGUCUAUGGAUUUAUGACCUCCAAAUCUAUCAUUUGCUGCCCUCCACAGAAGAGUCUGAGUCCUGAAUCUGCUUUUGGAAAAUUGUCUUUUGGAGACACUAUAGCUAGAAUGAUGGAGCUACUUCAAGUGAAAUUCUUCUCAAGUGUCUUGUAUCUAGAAAAGGUGUUACGAGCUGCUUCAGGUCGACACUCCUAA